Molecule: messenger RNA, 1986 nt
Organism: Hymenoscyphus albidus
Lineage: Eukaryota; Fungi; Ascomycota; Leotiomycetes; Helotiales; Helotiaceae
Source: the annotation of a GenBank genome assembly
AUGAGGCCUCCUUUGACAGCAUUUGCUGCCAAAGGGCAAAGAUGUCGCCACCAUCAACUAUUUGUGGCCUGCGUGAGAAUACAUAGUCAACAACGAUGCGCCUCAACCUUCCUUCAAACGCCCCCACUUCCCAACUCUGCCUCGAGGCCUCGAGCGAUAUACGAGUCUGAUUCACGCGCCACACGAUGCUUCUCGACCACCGCACGAAGACGAAGCUCCCUGGAGCUGCACGAGAAAGCAGUCGAAAAGAUAGCCCAGAGUGUCAGAGGAUUCUUUGAAAAAGGCGAGAAAUUCCGCAUCUUCCACGGCUCAACCAACAGUACAAGAUCAACUCUCAAGCGGAACCUUGUAGAUACGAGCAACCUCUCGAACGUUUUGGAGGUGGAUAUAAAGAGAAAAACAUGUCUCGUACAGCCCAACGUCCCAAUGGACCGUCUGGUGGAAGCUACCUUGAAGCAUGGACUUGUCCCUCCCGUCGUUAUGGAAUUCCCCGGCAUCACAGUUGGAGGCGGAUACUCGGGCACCUCUGGCGAAAGUUCGUCUUUCAAGCAUGGCUUUUUCGAUCGAACAAUAAAUCGUGUUGAGAUGGUACUGGCGGAUGGGAAAGUGACCAAUUUGUCGCCCACGGAGAAGUCUGACCUGUUCAAUGGGGCAGCAGGCGCUGUAGGGACAUUUGGGGUCACAACUCUGGUCGAGCUACAACUUCACGAUGCUAAGAAAUAUGUGGAAACCACAUACCAUCCGGUUUCUAGCAUGACAGAAGCGACCAAGAAGCUCAAAGAGGCAACAAGCAGCCCUGGUCUUGAUUACGUUGAUGGUAUCAUGUAUUCCAAGACACAUGGGGCAAUAAUCACAGGCCGUCUGACGGACGAGAAAUACGGGCUCAAAGUCCAGCGUUUUAGUGGUGCUUGGGAUCCUUGGUUUUACCUACAUGUGAAGGACCAAAUCAAGAAUAACAAGCCUGUCACUGAAGCAAUCCCUCUAGCCGAGUAUCUCUUUCGUUACGAUCGCGGAGGCUUCUGGGUUGGAGCUUCGGCAUUUGAAUACUUCAAAUUUCCCUUCAAUCGCUUUACAAGAUGGUUCCUCGACGAUUUUAUACAUACACGGAUGAUGUAUUCGGCAUUACACGCCAGUGGGCAAUCCAAGAAAUACGUUGUUCAAGAUUUAGCUCUCCCAUAUUCCACAGCAGAAAAGUUUGUGGACUACACCGAUGAGACUUUUGGCAUUUAUCCUCUAUGGCUGUGUCCAUUGAAGCAGAACCCUCUUCCGACGAUGCACCCGCACUAUGCCGCCACCGAAAAAGACGGCAAGACUCUACAACAGAUGCUCAACAUUGGACUGUGGGGCACAGGACCUGAAAACCACGAGGAGUUUGUGCGGAAGAAUCGGGAUCUGGAACGGAAAUUGAAAGAGCUUGGUGGUAUGAAGUGGUUCUAUGCACAUACAUAUUACACCGAAAAUGAAUUCUGGGAGCUCUUCGACCGAAGUUGGUACGAGAAACUUCGAGCGAAGUACAAUGCUACCCCCCUUCCCAAUGUAUAUGAAAAAGUCAAAGUCGACGUGGAAGCGGAGAAGGCAGAGAAAGCGGCUACUUCCUUUUGGCGAACAGCUUGGCCCUUUGCUGGGUUCUAUGGAAUUAAAAAGGCCAUCGAAAGUCGAUCGUAUAUUGCUGCCAGAGGAUCGGUUUGGAAACAAUUUGGGAGGGUUUCGAAUGAUGAGCCUAAUAACUUGGUGCAGGAGCAAGCUGUCAUAGAAGGACAUGUUGCUUCUAUCAUUGCUGCUGGCUCAGAUCCCAGCGCUGAUGUUAAUGAGGCGCUUGUUUACACUAGAGAGCAGUGUCGUUACCUAUUACCCAAUGAUGCAUUAUUUGAUGCUACGGAUAGAAGCGACGAGAAUUUGAAACUGGCUCUGAAUUUGUUAAACAAGAAAUUUAAUGUAUCAGGUAAAAUACGUAGUAUCAAAGAACAAGAUAGAAAUACCCUGUAA